Molecule: messenger RNA, 1762 nt
Organism: Theileria equi strain WA
Lineage: Eukaryota; Apicomplexa; Aconoidasida; Piroplasmida; Theileriidae
Exons: 1
Coding region: 185-1762 (525 amino acids)
Source: RefSeq, a predicted model, not a curated record
CCGUUCAUUCUCCAUCAAUUCCGACAAGAAUCGCUCACCUUUUAGAUGCCCAUAAAAUCUUUGCCAUGACAGGUUUAUAGCCAAAAUGUACCCUUGCGUUUCGAGUUAUUGGUCCUAGCAGGUUUGGUGUAGAAUCGACGGCUUUUAGAGGCUAAAGGUCGAUUUUGAGUGGUAAGGAGCCACUAUGGACAUCUCGUCUUACUUCCUUCCUUCGAAUGGAGGCGAAAGCAGAGGUUCGGAUAAGAAUGACGGCGACUACGUCCCAGCCAGCGGCAGAUCCACGAGAUGGGCGACUGCAAGGUCCAUAGGAGUGGAUCCGAGGGCUCUUUACGGCAAUAAACGGUACGAUGGUGAUGAGGAAUGGGUGUACAAACCGCGAAAGAGCCAGAGAAGAGCGCAGAUUGAAUUUGUAAACAGAGAAGAGAAGGAAGAGAGCGAAGAUGAGAUCACGCAGUCCAAUUCAAUGUCAGAAUCUGCAGUAACUAACAUUAUGGACACGAUUAUCAACGUUGCAAACGACGUAUUUGAAAAGUUUUUGAAAAAUAAUGGGCCUGGACUUCCAAUUACAACAACAAUAGAGGAGGAGCGAGAGUUUUACUACGAGCGUUCUCCGUCUUUGGAUGGGAAGACAAGGGAAUCCGAAGAUUUGGCACCUGGAAAUGAUUUAUUGACAGACUCUCUCACCGAUGGAGAGAAAAACGUAUCUGAAGACGUGUGUAGGACCGACGUCCCAGAAUACACUGGCACUCCAAAAGAGAGUAGCAAGCAUCGCAUUGUUUACGUAUCAAAUGAGAUUGAUGAAUUGUACGCACAUUGUCUCGAUUUGGGCGUUGAGGGUGGAAAAAUGACCAAAGAGGCACUAAAGAAUCGCCUCUCUUAUGUUCUCAUGAGGUACAUUCUUCUGAGGGGUGAUUAUUACUAUAAAAAUUUGGAACAUUUGAACAAUAUGAUAGAACUCAUGAAAUGUAAAAAUCACCCCUCGCCUUUUCUAUUGGAAAAGAUUGUGGAAAUCUACAAACACACGAUAGUGAUACACCUGGAAAAGUUGAGAGGCAUGAUUCCAACGAGUGUUAAGCGUGCAGGAGUUUUAGAUUUUAGAGCACUGAGAUCUCCUGAAUCUCAGAACGUCUCACUAGAACAAUUGAAGGAGAUUUUAACCGAGUUUAAUUAUGGUCAUUUUGUCAAGGCCGAGGAACAUGUUGCUAAAGAAUCUGAGGAAAAUGUUCAAGUUAAGAAUGAGCCAGUUUCCGAUCCAUUACCGCAACAAGAGCCUGUGACUAUUGUAAAGUUGGAGGAAACGGAAUCGGAUGAUAUUUUUGAUCAAGUCCUUGCCGAGGAUACCACAACUGCAGAUUUUUUGGUUCCCGAACUGGAAGAGAAUGUUCCUACACUCAUGGAGAAGCCGGACGUGAAUAUACAAGAGAAAAAUGAUACUACAAACAAAGAUAUUGCACACCAAAGUGACACGCACAGGGACCGAAAGGAAGAAGCCCUUCAACCUAAACAGGAGACUACAGAGACUCCAGUUCAACCACUUGCGCAUGUCAAGGCCGAAAAUAGUGGAAACAUUCAGAUACCAAAGAAACCUGCGUCUGCAGAUCCUCUCAAGAUUCCAAAAAAGCCAAAAGCUGUGACAACACUUGCAGACAUAAAGGGCGAGGCUGCAAAUGCAGUACAGACGAAACACUUUGGUUACAGACCACGGACUCACGAAGAUGACGAUGCUGACUCGUUUUCAUCAAUGAGUUCAGUAAAUGAUUAG